Synchiropus splendidus (mandarinfish) is the source of this 4172-nucleotide messenger RNA. RefSeq names its product OVCA2 serine hydrolase domain containing (gene ovca2). The transcript has 2 exons. Gene Ontology annotation, biological process: response to retinoic acid. Gene Ontology annotation, cellular component: cytoplasm; nucleus. The record is from RefSeq and is a predicted model, not a curated record. NCBI's taxonomy places the organism in Eukaryota, Metazoa, Chordata, Actinopteri, Syngnathiformes, Callionymidae. The coding region runs from base 1183 to 1872 and encodes 229 amino acids.
GACUGUUUAACGGUGUGUUUAACCCAGGCCUCUGUGACCUCUGACCCUUCUGGUCCUGAUCUCCUCAGACUCUGUGAGCCUCUGCUGCAGGUUUACUCCUCCUCAGUGAGUUCACGACUCGUGUCCCCCCCAUCGAGCGUCAAGUCUUACACCAUUGUUACCGUGCAAUGCAUAAUUCCCUCUUAAUGAUCACUGCGAGGCCAUACAUUAGCACAUGCCAUGGAUCACUUUGUUCUUGAGUCAUUCAAGCCAAAUGUUAUUGACUUCAGUGCACUACCGCCGCCUUGCGCCCGACCUCUUCAAUGGCAUGUUCAGCACAGACCAUUCUGUUUCUGUAUUUCAAGAAGAUGUUUAUAUAUUUGAAGCGUUCGCAAAGUAGCUGCACAAAAACACAGCAUGGUGGUCCGCCUCGUCCUGCUGAGGUCGCAGGGGGCAGAAGCUGGUCCCAGCUACCUGGGGCAAGAGGCAGGGUCCCAGAAAACCUACACACUGGAAAGAGAAAAAAAGACCCGUACGACUUGGACUUUUGUCUCCUGGGUUUUUCAAGGAAAACGUGCAGCAGACUCACAAGUUAAAUGCGCAAUUUCCUCUCAAGGCAGUGAAGUGACAGAUUGUUAGCUCAACACUGCCACCAUGCGACGGAACCGUGACACAGCACCACAAAUCUGUCAUCGACACAUCACGUUACCUGGCGGUUCUGACGCGUUAGUUGAUGAAGUCAGGCGCGUAUCUUUGUGUAAACAUAACGCAUAGGGGGAAAUAGCGAUAAUACAGUGUCAUGUAUCGAUGUAUUUAUUUGUUUCAUUGCCGUUACAGUCCUGAAAAUCACUGGCGAAUCACCACCAAACUACACCCACCACACCCUGUCGUUCUCUUCUAAUCGCACGAGAAGGAGAAAUAAAAGGGCGCUGAGCUGGUGGUGACUUAUUUGGGGGGUCACGGUUCACGUUACUACUACGGACUUCCUGUUUUACUUUGAAGCUUGCAAGCGGAAGUGGCUUGAGAAGUUGUGCCACAAACUUGAGGAAGUCCUUGAGGAGGUCCGUGAGUGAAGUGAGUUCAAACUUGUCAUGAGCGGCUCCUAACACUGAAGUGAGUCCGUUUACAGCGCCGUGUUGUUGUGCGUGACGUCAGCCUCCCCGAGCCAGCUAGCUAGCUAGCCCGGCUAGCUAACGGGCUGUCAUGGCGCCGCUGCGGGUCUUGUGUGUUCACGGCUACCGUCAGAACAGCGCCUCGUUCCGGGAGAAGACCGGCGCGCUGAGGAAACUUCUGAAGAAGCAGGUGGAGCUGGUGUUCGUCACGGCUCCACACCGCGUGCACGGUGCCCGGGCAGGAGAUCCGCUGAGAGAGAGCGUUCCCAGCAGCAGCUGUGAGACAGAGGAGGAGGAGGACGACGUCCGGGGUUGGUGGUUCUCCGACACCCAAGCUCGGAGCUUCAGCGCCCAGCAGGCGUGCGAGGAGAGUUCGGGGCUGGACGAGAGCGUGGCGGCUGUCCGAGAAGCCGUGGAAAGCCAGGGUCCCUUCGACGGCGUCCUGGGCUUCAGCCAGGGGGCGGCCCUGGUGGCCAUGCUGUGCUCUCUGCAGGAGCAAAAGCUGGAGCCGCUCUUCCACUUUCGCUUUGCCGUUCUGGUGGCUGGCUUCCGCAGCGCCUGCGCGGCGCACCAGCGGUUCUACAGCGCCACCAUCCGAAUGCCCUCGCUGCACGUGUUCGGGCAGGAGGAUCGGGUCAUCCCUGAGGCCAUGAGUCGCGACCUCCUCCCGACUUUCCUGGACCCACAGGUCCUCACUCACGCGGGCGGCCAUUUUGUGCCUGCGGCUUCAGCGCACAGACAAACCUACCAAGACUUCCUCAGGCGCUGCGCUGCAAGCUGACGUGAGCGCCAUGAAGACGUGCUAAUAAACGGAGCCUGCACUUGAGCACCACCUUGUGAGAGUUCCUUCUUGCUUCAUAGUUCGAUUGAUCGAAGCUCUGGCCCGGAACCGCCCGCUUGUGCUCGUCCAACCUGCGGCUCUCUUGCUGCCAGAAGACCGAAUGGGACGAUGUGGAGUCUUUUGAAGAGUGAAACAAGCGGGUUUGUUAUGAAAGAUGUUGUUCUGGAGCAGCUGAAGAGCGCCGCUCCAUGCUCGACGGAACACACCAGAGUGGAGGGACAUGUUGUUCUUUUAAAGCUGAAGCAUGUGCGUGUUGGCCUGCGAUUGUUUCCAGAUGCUGCUGCUCUCCUCUCGCUCCUUCUCUGCUGCUUUCAUCUGCUCUCCACCUCCCGUCCAGCGCCUCAACAUCUCCUGCCCGUCCACAUCCCGUGUGCUUCCUGUUUCACCCACCUGCUGCCUGGUGUUUCACCAAGGUCAAAAGACGGGGCGGAGGCGUCCCAGGUGGUGGUGUGUUCAGAGACUCAAGAGUCAGAGAGGAUGGACCUGAUCAGAAAUGAGUCUGUCAGAGAGAUGUGAGGAGAAGUUUGGAGGCAAAGUCAGGGAGGUCAGCCAAGGAGGUCAGAGAUGGAGGAGACACUGAUGGGGAGGAUAUAGCGCCUCCUGAUGGCAGGUAGAAGAAGCUGGCUGUCGUCUUGCGCCCGUGAUCUGUUUAUCUGAACAUGGGUGAUACACUGUUGACCCUGUGACCCUCCUGCUGGGGCUAAUCUGAUCUGAUGUCUCCUGUCAGUGCUGUGUUUGUAUGAUCAAGAUCUUCGUGUUUCCUUCAGCACUCAGGUUUCCUCCCAUCCGUCUACCUCAGUUCUCACAGCUGACUGGCUCAGACCUCCGGAGCCCAGCGGCGGCUCCGGGACGGCAGUGUGUGACUGUCGUGGUUCCCACUUGAGAGUCAGAAAACAAGCUGAUCAACGGGAGGAUUCUGUUGUGGGAAGCCCUCUGCAGAGCAGGAGACGGAGCUGAGGCCCCCCCCUCCCCGCUGGCCGAGCCUGGCCGUGCCGCUCCUGACUCCCCUGUGGCCCUUGUGUCCCUCCAAGACCCCACUCCACACAACACACAUGGUUUCGAUAACAAGCGCCGAGCGAAGGAAGCAGUCAAAGAAAAACAGAGGGUCAUUCUUGCCAGUAAGUUUUACAACAGAGCUGUGACUCUCUUCUCAGGAAUCCGUUCCCCCUUGUUGCACAACAGCCGGGAAGUACAAGAAUGAGACGUGGAGUCCAAGAAGGGUGGAGUUGCUCGCUCCCCUCUUCAGGCGCUCGCUCUUGUGGUGAGCAACACUGGAGCUGCCGCCGCUGCGAUGGACGGAUCACUUUUUCCUGGGGAUGAGGAGAGGAGCGCGCAGGGGUGUGUCGCCUCACCCACCCGCUCUAUUUUGACUCCAAACUUGUGUUGUCCUGGGAGACGGGGGCGGGGCUUCUGCUGGAACUAUAAAAGAUGAGCAGCAAAACUCUGAGGAGCCUGGUCUUCCCACCGACCGGACCCCGUCGCCAGGAGAGGAGUCUGGGCGCGGAGCCCCGCCGCCGAGCGAGUGGCCCCUGAAGUGCGUGUGUGUUGGGCAUGUGUGGGGAUGAUGCAACCGUGUGUUGGCCGGCCGCCAAACUUGGAUUCCUCUUUUCUCUGCCUCCAAACAGCUGAUCUGAGUUGGGCUGAGUCACUUGAUCUUGCCGUCAGCCUGCACGCUGUGAUCCGAGCUGCUGCCAGGACGGGGAGCGGCGGCAGGGUCGGCGUGUGACCGCGUCCUGCAGCAACAGGGUAAAUCUUAGUCGCGAUGGCAGGAGUGAGACGCUGCUGAGGCAGGCAAGCACGUCACGGACCCAGAGAUGAAGCCGUUUCCAGGCCAUGGCUGCUCCGUGUUCCGCUUUCCAAGCUUGGUUUGCUCUGCACUCUGAUGUUGACAAAUCAGGCCCCAUGUUUGUUAAGUUGCUGGAGCUGCUGCGUCUGUUCUGUGGCUCUCACUGUGCUCUCUCCUGACCCCUGCUGGGGCUUCAUACAACUAACCCUGUACCAAGUGACUGCUGCUGCCGUGUGGGAUGGUGGGAUGAAGAUGUUGUGGACUUCACAAGUGACGACCUGCACGCUGGGAGCUCGAGCGCUCAGUCGCUCAAGACGCAGCUCUUGGGUCACAGGAAGUCAUGGACCAUAUUCGGCCCCGGGGCCUUGGAUUUGACACACGCGCGGCUCCAAUCCUGGCUGUGUUCAGUCACGCGGAAAGGAAGUGUUCGAGCUGUUGCUGCGCGAUGUGUUGA